Messenger RNA from Paramecium tetraurelia, 832 nucleotides. RefSeq lists its product as uncharacterized. The record is from RefSeq and is a predicted model, not a curated record. Lineage: Eukaryota; Ciliophora; Oligohymenophorea; Peniculida; Parameciidae. The transcript has a single exon.
AUUUUCUUUUUUUGACUAAUUGCAUGAGAUGUCAAAAACAACCUAUCACCCUCAGUUUUAGUGUUCUAGUCCGGUUAACGAUGAAGAAUUGUUAAGCGUGAAGAAAUCAUUUGAUUCCGAAAUUUCAAUUUAUAACCCAGAAAAUGAGCUUUAAGACAUGAAUUAGGCACAGAAGGGUUUUUCACAACUCUUCGAUGACUAUGGAUAUAUAGUCUUUCGCAAUGGGGAUUUGGAAAAAUAGAAAUCUAUUUAAAUUAUUGACAAUGAAAGCUUUGCAUUUAUAGAAGAGGAAGACAACUCCUUAAAUUUGUUUCAUGAUCAAUAUAGUGAGUCCAAACAAAAAUAUGAUCCAAUUAAGAUUAAAGAAGAACCACCCCAAAGACCAAAAAAAUUUCUUGACAAAAACUUUUGUAGAUAUAUACUCCUAUAUGCAUUUCGUACAAUUGAAAAUAACUAAUUCGCUGAAACCAUUUCAAGUAUUUGCAGCUAAUUUUAAUUCAACUACAAUGACUUCAUUCAAUACUACACAAAAUAAAGAGUUUUGAUUAUGGGUUACUAAGCUUUGAAAAAAGAAUUAAUUUAUGAUGGUGACUCCAUUCAAAAUCAGAAUCGUAAGAAAGCAUUUAAAGAGGUUCUGGUUUGGUAUUUAAAUACGCUUGCAACCAAACAGAUUUUGUCAAGCAAAAAACAAAACAUUAAGGAUUACCUUAAAUUUAAGAAUUAUGUUAUGCUAUAUAACAUACACAAUCCAAAGGCUUGGACAGGAAAUAAAAUAUAAUGGAAUUGAAUAUUCACAUAUAUCAGUAAUGAAUAUAUAUAAAUUUAUUUCCUA